UUUCUUUAAAUUAAUCCCACUUCUCAAGAGUCGUCAGGACUCCAAAAUUCUCCCCCACCAAACAUCUCCUGUUCUGUAACCUGAGCGAGAGAGCGAGCAACUCCCAUGGCGGCUCCAACAUAUUCCAAAUGUCCUUCGUGUUUUUUGAGCUCCAAGUCCAGUUUUGUCGGCUGUAAAAGAACCCACUUCGGGUUUGAGUCUGGACUCCUCGGAAAACCGGUAAAAAGGGAGUGUUUGUCACUGAGGUAUGAAGCAAACACUGGAGGAGGAGUACUAGAGCGGUUGCAGCAGAGGAAGGAGCAGAAAAAGAGAUGGGAGGUGAGGUGUGCGGCGGAGGGUAUAGAGAGGGGGAUGCUGAUAGGAAGGAGAGGAAGGGAAGAAGCGAAGGUGACCGUGCCGGAGAGGUUCAAGGUGGUGGCGUUAAUGGCGUGCGUCAUGUGCCUCUGCAACGCUGAUCGAGUCGUCAUGUCUGUCGCCAUCGUCCCCCUAGCUGCCAAACAUGGGUGGUCCAAUUCUUUCUUAGGCAUUGUUCAGUCAUCAUUUCUUUGGGGAUACAUAUUUUCGUCGUUGGUCGGAGGAGCAUUGGUAGACAGGUAUGGAGGGAAGAGAGUGAUCGCAGCUGGUGUGGCUUUGUGGUCUUUGGCCACCCUCCUCACCCCUUGGGCUGCCAAUCACUCCACAGUCUCUCUCUUGGCUGUCCGUGCAUUCUUUGGAUUGGCCGAAGGUGUAGCUCUACCCUCCAUGAACAUCCUUUUGUCAAGGUGGUUUCCAAACCAUGAACGAGCAACUGCAGUGGGUCUCUCCAUGGCUGGAUUUCAUCUUGGCAAUGUUGCUGGUUUACUGCUGACUCCAAUUAUGUUGUCAUCAAUCGGAAUUACUGGUCCUUUCAUUCUCUUCUCAUCUCUUGGGCUACUCUGGUUGACGACAUGGACAAACGGAGUUACAAAUGAUCCACGAGAAAACCAUUUUAUUAGCAAAUCAGAGCUCCGACUAAUCCAAGCUGGGAAAACCGACUCUCCAUUGAAUGAUGGAAAGCUCCCACCCAUAAGCCUCUUAUUAUCAAAAUUACCAACAUGGGCCAUCAUACUUGCUAAUGUGACUAACAAUUGGGGAUACUUCGUUCUUCUCUCAUGGAUGCCUGUUUAUUUCAAGACUGUAUUUAAUGUGAACUUGAAGCAAGCAGCAUGGUUUAGUGCUGUUCCAUGGGGCACAAUGGCAAUUUCUGGCUAUAUUGCAGGUGCAACAUCAGAUUAUUUAAUCAAGGCUGGAUUCUCUCUGACCUUAGUCCGCAAGAUAAUGCAGUCCAUCGGUUUCAUCGGGCCUGGGGUGUCACUGCUCUGCUUGAAUUAUGCCAAUACACCUGUAAGCGCGGCGGUACUCAUCACAGUAGCCUUGAGCUUGAGUUCCUUCAGCCAAGCUGGCUUUCUCCUCAACAUGCAAGAUAUAGCUCCUCAAUAUGCAGGAUUUCUGCAUGGAAUAUCAAAUUCAGCUGGAACAUUGGCGGCGAUAAUUAGCACAAUUGGAACUGGUUAUUUCGUACAAUGGUUGGGAUCUUUCCAAGCAUUCUUAACUGUCACCGCCGUGCUCUAUUUCCUGACAACCAUAUUUUGGAACCUGUUUGCUACCGGAGAACGAGUCUUCUAAAAUGAAAAUCAAACAUUCUAGUAUCCUUCCAUUCGCUAGCAUAAGUUGAAUUGAGAGUGAAAUUUUUUGGGAUGAAUGGUAUAGCUAGGCCGUGAUUAGUGAUUUGAUCAUUUAAAGUCCAUUCAUUUGUAUUUCUUGCAAGACAACAUUAUGUUACUUGCCAUUUUCUUUUUUCCUUUUUCUCACCUCUCUGAUUGUAUAUAUCGCAUUUGUUUAUAAGGAGAAAUUGCAAUCAUGUUAGAAUAUAAUAUAAUAUUCUUUCCAUC
Molecule: messenger RNA, 1910 nt
Organism: Juglans regia (Persian walnut)
Lineage: Eukaryota; Viridiplantae; Streptophyta; Magnoliopsida; Fagales; Juglandaceae
Product: probable anion transporter 3, chloroplastic
Exons: 9
Coding region: 106-1644 (512 amino acids)
Biological process (GO): transmembrane transport
Cellular component (GO): plastid
Molecular function (GO): phosphate transmembrane transporter activity
Source: RefSeq, a predicted model, not a curated record